This is a messenger RNA of Belonocnema kinseyi, 345 nucleotides long. RefSeq names its product secreted RxLR effector protein 161-like. The record is from RefSeq and is a predicted model, not a curated record. NCBI's taxonomy places the organism in Eukaryota, Metazoa, Arthropoda, Insecta, Hymenoptera, Cynipidae. The transcript has a single exon. The coding region runs from base 1 to 345 and encodes 114 amino acids.
AUGACUGAAGCUAAGUCUAUUAGUAUUCCAGCUAAUCCUCAUACUAUUUCAAAAUCAACUAAUAAGCAAGCUCUUUUACAUAAAGAAAUUCUGUACAGAGGGGCAGUGGGAUCACUCAUGUUCUUAGCGAUAAUAAGUCGUCCUGGCAUCGUCUUCGCGUUCAACUGUGUUAGUCGGUAUCUGAACAAUUAUGAACAAACCUAUUGGCAGGUAUUGAAACGAAUUCUAAGAUAUCUUAAAGAAACAGUAGCUUUAAAAAUAAUGCAUUCAAACAGUGGGAGCUUUGCAAAGUUUAUAGGAUACUCAGAAUCCGACUACGCAGGCGAUGUUGAUACUAAGAGAUGA